CAACCAGGGACCAGACAAACACCGGAGACUGAGGUACAGCAGUGAACUGAGCAAUGGAAGGUGGAAGUGAGGGAGGAGGUGAGGAGGCGAGUAGGAUGACCAGUGGGCAGUCAGAUGCCCCUGACGCUGCAGAAGAUUCUGGAGUCAAUGUUCCCAUACCUGAGGGUGGCUCAGAGGAACAGGCGGGCACCGAUCAGACUGUCUCCCAUUCCCUCAUGGGAGUCAGUGGCACUGAGCUGGCACUUCUGGAGCCAAGUGGAUCAGAACAGUAUGAUGGAGGUCAGCUGGUGCCCCUGCCCCCGUACCCCUCCCAGCACUUCUCAGAGAGCCAGGGAGAGGGGACCCAGCGGGGCUACAACGAGGAGGACGACGGAGACGAACUGGUGGUGUUGGAUCCAGAUCACCCAUUGAUGAAAAGGUUCCAGUCCGUCCUCAAGGAUCAUCUCAGUAAACAACUAGAGAGACUCAAUAUGGAUCUACAAGAGAAGGUGGCUAUGGAGAAGGUGGAGGCUGCGCAGCGUGAGGGCCUGGGUGUGCAGCUGUACUCGGUGCAGCUGGAGUUGGCCCGGUUGCAGGCCAGGCUGGAGGAGCACCACGAGGCCAACAUGCAGGUCUCCACGCAGCGCCGUCAGCUCCAGCAGCAGCUGGACUUCACCAAGUUCCAGCACCAGAACACCACCACGCAGGCUGGCAAGCAGCGCGCACGGGUGACACAGCUGCAGACUGAACUGGAGAGUUUGGCCACGCGUCUCCUCUACAUGCAGGAGGUAAGCGAUGACCUGCGCUCGGACAUCGCCGUCAUGAAGAACGCCUCCCGCAAGGCGGAGACCGAGAAGACUCAAGCAGAGAAGCAGAAAUAUAACCAGGACCUGUAUGUGGAGCGGCUGACCAAGAACAUGGAGAAGCUGACGGAGGAGAUCGCCAUGUAUGAGGUGCAGGCUGCUGCCCAGUCAGAGGAGACCCAGGCUGCCAAGCAGGCCCUGGCUGAGGCUCAGAUGGAGAUGGAGGCUCUGGAGGUGGAGAAUAAGCAGCUGAUGCAGCAGUGGAACAGCAGCCUGCUCGGCAUGAAGAAGAGAGACGAGGCCUACACAGCCAUGCAGGAUGCUCUCAGCCAGGGCAGUCACGAGGUUCGCUCUCUGGACACCGAGAUCGAUGGCUUCAAGAAGUCCAUCACGGCCGAGGAGGAGCGCAACGAGCUGCUGACCGUGCUGCUGAACCGGGCGCAGCUGGACAUGAGCACCUGGCGCAAACUCAUCAGCCAGAGCCAGGGCCAGCAGGAGGCGCUGCAGAGCCAGUACAGCGCAUACACGCGCAUGCUGCACGAGAGCGAGGCCACCUUCGCACGCCUCAACGUGGAGUGUAAUGUGCGUCAGUCGGAGGUGAUGGGCCUGAGGAAGCAGGUGGAGAAGGAGUCGGCCACCCGGCUGACGCUGGAGGAGAGGAUCAUGGGUAAACUGCAGGAGCAACUCACCCAUGACAGCGCCGCCAAGUACUCCCGCAGAGUCACCAGCAAGAUGGCAGCCCAGAAGAGGGAUCUGGAGGCGCAGCUGUCGUCGGUGGAGAACGAGCUGGCCCAAGUGACCCUGGCGGCUAGCGAGGCGAAGCAGCGCGUGGAGAACCUGGGCCAGACACUGACCCUGCUGGACCAGGAGAUCACCCAGCGCCACGACCUGCUGACGGCCAGCGAGGCCCAGAUCGCCAAGCAGGUCACCGUCAUCAAGCACAAACAGGCCACCAUCAACGUCUACAACAAGAAGAUCCAGCAGAUUGUGGCCACCACUGGGCAUGAGGACCUGGGCCCUCUGGAGAUCAGGGCGAGCACCCUGAGUAAGGAGCUGGAGGAGGUGGGGGCCGGGAUCAAAGAGCAGCAGCAGUUCUGGCUGAGGCAGCAGGGGGAGCUAGUGAGGCUGUCUCAGGAGAAGCAGGCCCAGAGCUCAGCCCUGCAGAGCCUCCAGACACAACUCACCAUCCUGCAGCAGAGGAAAGUGCGCACCGAGAGUGAGAUUGAGCAGGAGAGGCGUGAGCAGUCGGAGCUGGAGCAGCACAUGAAGAGUCUGAGGGGCGACAUGCUGAAGCUGAACUCGCUGCUCAGUGACAACGGGCAGCUGCGGCAGGCCCUGGAGCAGGGCAACGUCCUCAUGGAGAACCACUUCCUCAGCCGCCUCAAGGAGGCGGAGAGGGACGCCAUUGAGAUGCAGAUGAAGCUGGAGAAGAUUCAGGAGGAGAAGGAGAGACUGCUCAACAGCCUGGUGGAGGCAGAGAGACAGAUCAUGUUGUGGGACAAGAAGACCCAGCUGGUGAGGGAGACGCGCUCAGCUGUGGACUCUGAGAUUGGACAGGGGGACAUCCGCACCAUGAAGACUGAGAUCCACCGCAUGGAGGUGCGCUACAGUCAGUUGGUGAAGCAGCAGGAGCACUUGCUGCGGACAUGGGAGGAGGUGGUGGCGCCAAGGGAGAGUAUCGCCCCCAUUAGCGAGGCCCAGGCACGCCAGUGACCGGGCAAACCACCCAACACCGACCUCCACAACAUCCUGCUGGGCCUGCGCCGCAAGAUCGCCGACACACACAAGCAAGCGGAGCACUGUGAGGGUGUGUUGACGGAGCUGCGGGAGUCCCAGAGCUCUCUGAGCAGCAGACUGAGGGAGAAGCAGCAGCAGCUCACUGAGCUCCGCAGCGCCAGCACCGUCCUGGCCCACGACCUCCACCACCUACAGGACACCAAAGACAAGAACCUGGCCCGCCUGGUGGCCCUGCAGAGCCGGACCAAGCAGCUGCAGCUGGUGCGUGACGAGCGCUACAGCCCGGUGGCGUCCAGCGAGGGCCCGCUGGUCUCGGCCACGCAGCGGGAGGAGGCGCGGCUGAGCAGCGUGGCCGCAGUCCUGCAGCGCGUCUGCCAAGAGCUGCCGCAACACCAGGGGGCGCUACGCCGCAUCACGCUUGCACUCAGCACCCACGUACAGGAGAGCCAGUGAUGGACGGGAGGAUGUACAGGACGGUGGAGGAGGAGAUAAAUAAAACUCAAGGCAGGAGGGUGGACGGUUGGGUUUGGGGUUCAUGAUCUUAGUGUAGUAACCACAGUACAUCCAAGAUUUCAUUUAUAUAGGUAUUAAUGGUUCAAAGGUCAAGUGGGUCAAAGGUCGUGGUUUGGAGAGAUUACAUUAGGAGAGUUUUUGGGGUGGAGGUGUGGAUCAUGGAACACAGCUCCACGACACCAGUGAAGGCAUAUCUGGUUGCAAGAUUUUAUCGCUAUUUUUUAUUUGCCAUUAUAUAUUCAAUAUGCAUUCAAUUAUAAUCUGUACUGAAUAAUAAAAAAAUUGUGU
Messenger RNA from Alosa alosa (allis shad), 3320 nucleotides. It is a transcript of the gene ccdc40, whose product is annotated as coiled-coil domain containing 40. NCBI's taxonomy places the organism in Eukaryota, Metazoa, Chordata, Actinopteri, Clupeiformes, Clupeidae. Gene Ontology annotation, cellular component: cilium; cytoplasm. Gene Ontology annotation, biological process: heart looping; epithelial cilium movement involved in determination of left/right asymmetry; axoneme assembly. The record is from RefSeq and is a predicted model, not a curated record.